AUGGUUUUUCGUCGACCUCGUGUUAACAUUAAACCUAAUGUACAAGCAACACGUCCAGUAAGCAAUUCUUUACAAUCACAAGAAACAUCAAAUGAAUCGGUACCAGUUGAAUCACAAGAACAACAAAUUGAUGUUCCAACAAUAUCCCCAACUAUUACAGAACCCAUACCAAAUGUUGAAGAAAUCAUUGAACCACCAUUGCUAUUACCACCUCCACCCCCACCACCGCAAUCUGACCCUCUUCCAGUGGUUCCACCACCUGUAUCUGAACUUCUUCCAAUGGAUCCACCAACUGUAUCUGAUCCACUUCCAAUGGAUCCACCACUUGUAUCUACUCCUCUUCUAGUUCCUCCGUCUUCUCCACCUCCUCCAGUUUCAAUUCCACCAACAAGACCAUUAUUUCGAAGAAAAAUUAUAGCACCUAAUAUUGGUGUGAAAACAGCGAUUCAUCAUCGAAGACCAUCAGCUAGUUGUUCAGGUACAGAAAGUGAAAGUGAAUCUUCACGUCAAAAACAUUCAACAGCAUCAUCCAUUACAUUCGGACGAAUACCUCAACCAAUAACUAAACCAAAUAUUUCAAAUGAAACACAAUUAAAUACAAUGUCAGAUGUUCCAAUAAAUGGUGAUAUAACAACGCCAACAAAAGCUGAAAUGAUGACGACAGAAAUCUCCGAAAUGCAUACUCAACCUAUAGAUAAUAAUAAUCAUAAUAUUUCAAUAUCAUCAUUACCAACUCGAAUGAAUAAUACUAAAAUAAGUCGGGAAUAUAUUAGUCAACAUAUAAAUUAUCGUGCACAACGACUUGCUUCAAAAAUCGAACCUGAUAUGACUAUACGAAAACGUCGAGCAGCAACACUUGAAAAACUUGAUGAAACUGGUUUUAAUAAAGGUCAACCAGUUGAUACAUCAAAAUUAAAAAUAGCUGAUUUCGUUCAUUAUAACCCAGCUGAUAAUCCUAUGGACAUUAAAAUCAAAACGGCAAUUGCAGAUAUUACGACUGAUCCUGUUCGUAAACAUAGUAUAUCGAGUACAGAUGGACAAAAUUCUAGUGUAGCACCACAAUUAAAAAUUGAUGCGAAUGGAGCAUUAGUUGUUGAUGAAGAAAGUUUAUAUAUUCGAAAUACGGAUGAUACACCAAGAAAUACAGUUAUUGUUGAAGGACAAUUUAAUGAUGAUAAUUUAACACAUCAAAGUUAUCGAAAAAUUGGCCGAAGAAAACGAUGGAAUAAUCGAGACACACUACGUUUUUAUCAAGCACUUCGUAUGUGUGGAACUGAUUUUACAUUAAUUUCACGUGUAUUUCCAAAUCGUAAUCGAGAUGAUAUAAAAAGAAAAUUUAAAACCGAAGAUAAAGCUAAUCGAACUUUAAUUGAUUCAGCACUUAGUCAACGUAUUCCAUUUGAUCUAACAUGUUUUUAUUCACCAUCAGAAGAAUCAUCAGAUGAUGAAAAUGGUAGUGAUGCAGAAAAUGUAACACAAAAAAAACCAAAAAAAAAGCGAUUAAUUAAACGUAAAUCAAAACAAGUAGCAUCAUCAUCUGAUCCACUUGAAAUAAAUCGACGAAGAGAAAAACGUCUACAAGCAAAAAAGAACAGUACACGUGUAAAGAAAAGUGUUGAAUUUAUUAAUGAUGACGAUGACGAUGAUGAUGAGAAUAAUGAAGAUGAUAAUUCAAUGGAUGUAGCUGAUACAGUCGAAGUUAUGACAUCAAAAGCAGAACAAAUUAUUCCAUCAACUCAGAAUGAUGAAGAUACUGUUGAUAAUUCUCUAACGAAUAUAGCUGAAUUAGAAAAUCUUCUUGGUGGUAUUGAUGGUAGUCAUUUAUUAUUUGUUCAUAAUACCGAUGAAACAACAGGUCUCGAUCGUAUUGAUGUUCAUGUUGUCAUGCCAAAUGUAACGGAUAAUAAUACUGAACAAUCGAUUUGA
This is a messenger RNA of Adineta steineri, 1926 nucleotides long. The record is from the annotation of a GenBank genome assembly. NCBI's taxonomy places the organism in Eukaryota, Metazoa, Rotifera, Eurotatoria, Adinetida, Adinetidae.